AAUCGGGAUGUUUCUCAUGUCGCAUGACAAAAACACAGGCCCCCUCAGCUAGCACAAAUGCCAAAUAAUUCGCUUGAUGAGCCUAUUGGCUUGAUUGAUUGUAAUAACGUUCAUACACUGAGGAUAAACAUUUUUUUUUAUUUUGGUCAAACGAUUUUUAUAAUUGUUAAAAAUGUGGUGAUCUGCAUAAUAACGGUUAUAGAAUAUAACGAUUCGUUAUUGGUAUUCAACAAGCCUACCCUAAAUAGAGCAGCGAUGAGGAUGGCGCAGCAGUGUUCAGGCCUGAGCGAAAGCAGCAGGCUGCAAACCCCAUGGUUCAAGGCACCAAGCGAGUAACCCGUGAAAAGCAAAAGUACAGCAGCAGUGAGAGCGAGGAGGAUCGAGGAAUAACUGUGGCCUACAAGUCUUCACGCUCAGCAAAACCACUGGGACCAGAUGACAUGGGUGCCACUGCCACAUAUGAGCUGGAUACAGAGAAGGUCAACGAUGCACAGGCCAUAUUUGAGAGAAGUCAACAGAUACAAGAGGAGAUAAAAGGAAAAGAAGAUGACAAAGUCUACCGUGGAAUACAUAACUACACAAAAUUCAUCAAACCGAAGGAAACAGCAAUGGGAAAUGCAUCGUCUGGCAUGGUCAGAAAAGGGCCUAUCCGGGCUCCUGAGCACUUACGAGCUACAGUACGGUGGGACUACCAACCUGACAUCUGUAAAGAUUAUAAGGAAACUGGAUUCUGUGGCUUUGGUGAUAGUUGCAAGUUUCUGCACGAUCGCUCAGACUAUAAGCAUGGCUGGCAAAUCGAGCGGGAGCUGGAGGAAGGCCGCUAUGGGGCUACAGCGGAAGAAAAUUAUGAAGUCAGCAGUGGGGAUGAGGAUCUUCCUUUCAAGUGUUUUAUCUGCAGGGAGUCAUUCCAACACCCAGUUAUCACAAAGUGCAAGCAUUACUUUUGUGAAAAAUGUGCCCUUCAGCAUUACAAAAAGUCCAAGAGGUGUUUUGUAUGUGGACAACAAACAAUGGGGGUGUUCAACCCAGCUAAAGAACUGAUUGCUAAGAUGGAGAAGAUAAAGCAGAAUAUGAAGGGGAAUUCCGAUGAAGAUGAAAAGUCUGCACCACAGCAUUCUCAUAAUGAAUAACAAAUUCUGCAUCUUCACUUUCUACUAAUUUCUGUCUUGACGCAUUUGUAUUGAGCCUCAUUUUUACUGAAAUCCCUGUCAAUUUACAGUAAAUAUUGUCACGUCUUCACAGUAGAUUUUAGGUAUUGGCUAUAUGUUUUUGUAAAUAAACUUGACAAAUGGAAUUAUCCUAUGUUUUUUUGCCCAUGUUAAGGAAACUUAUUCAACUAUCCUAUACAGUUAAACAUGGAAAUGUGAAUUUCAUUUCACUGGGUUCUCAUGUUGCUAAAUAGGCAAAGUGUGGAUACGCAUUAUCCUUUGGCAAAAUAGCUCAAUCACAAGGUCAUGCGUGGACUUUCUGGUCAGGAGAAUAGGUGAGGCUGCACUAUUUGAGAAAGCAGAACUGGUUGUUGUGUUAAACGUAUGUUCUUGAUUAUAACACCUGAUUCGGCCUUUUGCUGUCAUGUUCUUUGCAUGUCAGACUAGGAAGAUUGCCGCCGUGUUGGUAUACCUGUUGUCUGCUUCUUUUUGGGUCUUUUCCAUAUCACAUUGGGUUAAAAUAAAAAAUAUACAAUUGCUGAGCAAGGGCCCAAAAGCCCAAAACGUCAAACAGCACUCAAAUUCGUAACAGGUAUUAAUUGAUUUAUUGAUUUGAGCAAGGUUAUGUAUACAUACACAGCUACUUGUCCCUGAAUUUCCCCCCCCCCGUUUGAAUUGAUACAAAUUUAAAAUAUAUCUGGUUAUUUUGCAUUGGGGCUUGUUUUCUCUAGUUCCUGGCUGUUUCCUGCCUUUCCCGUGCUUCGGUGUGGUAGCACAAGGUCUCUUCAGAGCCUGCGCGAACUAAAUGUUAGUAGUACAGGGCCUGAGCUGUGUCAUUGUGGUGCAGUGUUGACCCUGAGGCCUGCGCAAUAUUUGUGGUGGCAUGUGGUCUGCUUGGAAUCAGCUUGUGCUGCAUUGUGCCUCUGUUGGAACAGUUCUUGGGGCUGGACACAGGAAGAGAGGCAUAUGAGCCGUGUUUUUAUUGAAUUUGGUGGCUGAUGUGGAUGGGCAACCUGAUAGCAUACUGGACUGGCCUUUUAUCCCAAAUGGCUAUUUUUUUCAGAAAUGUCAUCGGUGAUUAACUUUGGUGCCUUUUGGUCUGCUUUGCGGGGGGGGGUUCAUUUUAACUUUAUACGUAAUUCAAAAUACAUUUGCUAUUUUUCAUCUUGUUCCCAUAUUUUAUUUCAUUGGUGUUCCGUAUUUUAAUUGUGUUGCAAGACAUUUGUGCCAAAUGAAAAUCUCAAUCCCUAAAUUAGCCACUGCCUCAAGAGGACUGCCAUUACUAUUCAUUGCCUCGUGCUCAUUUAUUACAUUGAGGGGAUGCUGACAACUCGGGAGAGACAAAGCUGUGAAAUAUCCAUCACCAAUACUGAUACAAUUCUUCAUAUGGGCGACAAAAAUCUUUGUUGCAUUCAACUAAAGAAAAGCUUGGUCAAGUAUGACUGACAAUUCCACAGUCCCUCGUAUUAUUUUAGAAUGACGUUAUCCAUCGUUGAACCAUUAAUCUGCUUGGCACAUGCAUUUUAUAUGGCCUGUGAAUAAUCUGACCAAGGAGGCAUUCAAGAAGCUUGGUUUUAUUUCCUGUGCCAAAGCAUUUUUCUAAUUCUGAACAAUUAUUGCUCGAAUACAAUGUAUAAAAUCAGCUGAAGUUAGAAUAUUGUCUUCUGGGAUGAAGCACCCGGUUCCUGCCUAACUAAUAUAAUUAAAUGUAGCAGUGAAGGUUGAUAAUCCAUCACUCACUACAAUCACUUGCAGUGAUGCUUGUCUCUUGCGGUCAGAUGCGUCAUUACUCUUUUGUCACGACUACUCUGGUUACUAUUUUCUUUGAACUUUUGAUGGAUUUCUCCACCCAUGUUGGGGACUCUGGUCUACCGGACUGUUUCAUCUCAUCCACCAUGUUCAACCUUCACACUGCAGGUCACAACACUUGUCUUUCAGAUUUUCCCCUUGCACUGCUCGACUUUGUAAUUUCCAAAGCUAUGAUUAGUUACUUUGAGCUUUUAUUUGUGGCCAGGUCGCUUCUGAAAUAUAAGUUAAUACCUGUGGGCUUUACCAGGUAGGAUGGGGAUGGUUUAGUUUUAUUUGUAUGUUUUUCGGUGAUUUGUUUAGCUUGUACUUUGCACUGCUGUCGUGUUUUUUGUAUUGUAACGUUAUUACCCGUCCCUAUUGGACAUCUGUGAAAAUUAGCUUUAUAGCUCAUCAGAUUCCUCCAGUAUAAAUAUUCUGAUUUCGAACUGUUAUACGUAAGAAUUUGGACAGUGCAGUUUAUUGCGUGACCCAUUAGGCCCGUGCUCGGCAACGGUGUUUAAAAAUAAUAAUGUAGCAUGCCGUGUGACAUCGCCUUUGUCGAAAAGGCUUAUUCAUUGUUUUUAGGUCUUUUAUACAAAGUAUUGGAUAACCUUUUGAUCAAAAUGGCUGGUUUUAUAUUCAUUUAUUUGGUGGUGCCGCUUUGGCAAUGAUGCACAAUCACACACCCACACAAAUAAAAACUCCAACACGUU
This is a messenger RNA of Petromyzon marinus (sea lamprey), 3649 nucleotides long. RefSeq names its product ring finger protein 113A (gene RNF113A). The record is from RefSeq and is a predicted model, not a curated record. Lineage: Eukaryota; Metazoa; Chordata; Hyperoartia; Petromyzontiformes; Petromyzontidae. Gene Ontology annotation, cellular component: U2-type spliceosomal complex. Gene Ontology annotation, biological process: snoRNA splicing. Gene Ontology annotation, molecular function: metal ion binding.